UUAACGUGCAUACGAAUUUUUCCGAAAUCAUACUUGCAGUUUUUCUUACUUUUUGUGCUCUUUCCCUGGACGCCCACUUGGGAUAGCCGUGGAAUACCAACCAUCCAUCUUACUACUUGCUGUCGACUGUAAGAACGGGAAGAAUCAAGAUGUUUCAGACCAUGGGAUCUCUCGAUCUCGAAUACAUCAAUGAGCAGCAGCCUCUACAGCGAUACGAGUCCGAAGAGGAAGACAUAUCCGAGUCCGAAGUAGGGGGUCAAGACCAUUCAUUCUCGCCUGUCGACUUCCAUCGUUCCGACUCGGACCUGAGCGCCGAUGAGAUGUCCAAUGUCGACGAACCAGACAUCUUUCCUCGCCUCGUUUCACUAUGCCAGCCCGUCGACAAAGACUCAAGGCCUGUGUCGAUGACCACCAUCAAGCGUGCUAGCGAUGCUACUUUUGUGGCAGGUUCAUACAUCUACGAUGCUGAGGAUGAUAUGAUCAUUGAGUUACCAUCUCCCGAGACCCCUUCACAACUUCCAUCAUCAGCUUUUCUGCAGCCUACCGUCUAUAAUCCCCUUGAAUCACAACGUUCAUCGACUUGUCUCUCUUUCCGAUCACCUUCUCCUGCCUCAUACCUCUCCGAUGAUGACACGGAUGUGCUCGUGGCCGAGCAGGUCAAGUAUGUGGAACCAGUGACUAAACCUAACCUAAUUAUGAUCAGUCCUACUUCGACACAAUCCGAUUCUAUCGAUGAAACACCGUCUGCAGGCAGCGGGAAGUUGUGCCCAAGCAGCACAAGCUCAUCCAUUCAGAAAGAAAAGACCGACAUAGUUUCUUCGCUCCGCCAGCCUACUGCAUCAAAUUGCACGGCAUCAAAUAAGCGCAACGCGCUCUAUGAUCACAGCGGAGAUGUGCAGCCCGCACAGAAGUCCAACUAUUCGAAACCGAUUUACCAAGGAGCACCAUUAGAGCGGAUGAAUACGAGCGCAACAGUCAACUGCCUACCCAUCCCAACACUGCCUCAUCCGGCAUCACGAUCACAGUCUAUAUCAACCCCGCGCCCUCGAACCUCCAUAUCCGACAAAGUAGCGAACCAUGUACGGCUUCCUAGCAAAUCGCUCCGGAGACCGCCAUCACUACGAAGCAUGAGCAGCUUCUCUGCUCCAUUCUGGCAACGACCAUUUUCACCUCGCUUCGAAGACACUCAUUCUAGAUCUAUGUCAUAUUCUCACAGUGUUUACAACUCCGAUGCGACAUCAUCACGGUCUCGACCAUAUUCCGGAACGCCCAGCCAUGCGCCGUACUCGGCAUUCAGCAGACUCCGAUCGGAGUCUACGUACAACUUGUCCAAGGCAGCCUGCGACACCCGGCUCCCCGCACGGCACCAGACUGUCAAGCAUUCCGGAGCCCCGAGUAUCUGGUCAACCAACAGCUUCAGGUCUGAUGGGACAAGUGAAAACAGCCUCGAUGGUUCCGAGCCGACCGAUGACAGCUUCAAGAGGAAGCUCGGUCGGACAAAGACCCUCAGACGGGCCAAACAGCAGCAAACAGAGAGUGCAGAGAAGCCUUCUGGGAAAAGCUUCUUGGGCCUCCGGCUAGGUGGGAAACGGAAAUCUACAGUGAAAGAUGCACAUUUCUGAUUCCGGUCGGAUUUUAUCUCAGCACGACAGUACACGAGCAUCAUUGCUUUGUUAAACCACGAUCUUUACAGUUGCUUUCUGUUUUUUUUAUCGGCGUUUAGGUUUACAUACCCGAUCUGAAUCUGGUUUACCUUUCUACUUUGUACUAUAAUUUCACCUCCCCAGACUGGGAUACCAUUGAUACCGCCCAUACCUUGAUGGCAAUGGGUGGGUGAAUCAUGGAAUGAAAAGUAUUACAACAUCUACUCUUCUUUUUCAUCCAUCGUCUCGACACUUGAUGUACAUG
Aspergillus ruber CBS 135680 is the source of this 1908-nucleotide messenger RNA. RefSeq lists its product as uncharacterized. NCBI's taxonomy places the organism in Eukaryota, Fungi, Ascomycota, Eurotiomycetes, Eurotiales, Aspergillaceae. The transcript has a single exon. The record is from RefSeq and is a predicted model, not a curated record. Bases 150 to 1622 code for a protein of 490 amino acids.